Lucilia sericata (common green bottle fly) is the source of this 5243-nucleotide messenger RNA. It is a transcript of the gene Myo95E, whose product is annotated as unconventional myosin-Ia. Bases 294 to 4220 code for a protein of 1308 amino acids. Lineage: Eukaryota; Metazoa; Arthropoda; Insecta; Diptera; Calliphoridae. The record is from RefSeq and is a predicted model, not a curated record. The transcript has 17 exons. Gene Ontology annotation, molecular function: ATP binding; microfilament motor activity; actin filament binding. Gene Ontology annotation, biological process: actin filament organization; vesicle transport along actin filament. Gene Ontology annotation, cellular component: microvillus; vesicle; cytoplasm.
AGCAGAUUAUUGCAAGAAAAAAUUGUGUUUUUCUAAUAUUGUUUGUUAAGUUGAUUUUUUUAUAUUAAUUUUCUAUUAAAGUUUGUAAAGAAUUUUAUAUACAAAUGUUAAAUACUCAUACAGUUGCUAUUAAUUUAUGUGAAAGAUUUACAUUUAUCUUAAUAAAUCUAUAAUUUUUCCAAAAAACAAGGUACAUAUUAUGCAAAAGUGUUUUUUCUUGAGCUGGCUGGUCUACAUCAUCAUAAACAUUUUAUGUAACUUUUGGCCAAUAGUAGCUGCUAUUGUUUUUAAAAAUGGAACAAGAAAUCGGUACUUGGGAUUCGGUAUUAUUGGAAAAUCUUUCUGAAGAUAGUUUCAUUAAUAACAUACAUCAACGCUAUAAACGUGAUCAUAUUUAUACCUACAUUGGCACCUCAGUGGUUGCAGUAAAUCCAUAUCAUCACAUAUCAGAACAUUCGUUGGACUUAAUACGCAAUUAUGGUAGCAAGGGUAUUUUUCAAUUACCGCCACAUAUAUAUGGUCUGUCGAAUCUGGCAUUUCAAUCCCUUAAGGAUCAAAGUGAAGACCAGUGUAUACUAUUAACAGGUGAGAGUGGUUCUGGUAAAACAGAAUCUUUUAAAAUGAUUGUCAAUUUCUUAACACACAUACAAGAAAGAUCGAAAGAAUCAACAAGCUCUCAACGAAAACAAUCUACGGCCAGUUCAACAGUCGGUGCUACUGCUGCUGUUGCUAGCGGUUGUUCUGCGGCUGCCAGCAACAAACAUCGUCGUACCUCUAGCUCAUGUUCUGUGGGUCCUUCGCCGAAUUAUAUGCUUUGCAAAAAUACUUCGGCUACGGCGAGUACUAGCACUACCUUGUCCAUGCAACGACGACAGUCUCCAUCGCCAGGACCGACAGCACGAAGAUGUGACAUAGCAUUGCAGCAUCGUUCACGAGCAGAUAGUUCAGAGCGUCAAGGUAAAUGUUCGAAUGUGCGAGAAAAAAUGGUUGAGUUUGAUUUUUCACAUCAUAAAAGUAGUGAGAAUAUAACUACUAUGGAUAGUUCAUACACCACAGCUGCAUCGGUUCACUAUAGUCAAGUGCAACAGGGUACAGCAUCGGCAUUAACCCUUUCGCCACAUCCUACAAAAUCUUGUUUUAAACAUCAUCAAUCAACACAAGUUCCCUGCAAUACUGCCACACCCUUAAAAUCAACACUAUCAACAACUUCUUCAUCUUCAUAUGCUCGUAGUGCUUCGCCGAAAUAUCUCACAGGUUCCACCGGCGGAGGUUGUCGACAAUGUGGUCAUAGUAAAUGUACAAGAGCUCAAAGUUUCGAUAGAGAUGAACCAGAUUUCGGUUUUCAAAAACCCUCCGGAAGUCGUAGUCUAUCGGCUUAUCCCUCUGUACAACUACAACGUGGCAGUUGUUCCAAUCUUGUGCGUCAAACCUCAACCGAAAGUUAUACACGCGAUGAGCGCCUAUCGCUAAUGGGUUCCAUGCAACGUAUUUCUCUUUAUGAUGCUCAUAAAUUGAAUCAAACAUCUGCACAAAAAUCUCCAUCUUCAUCGUCUUCAAGCAGAAAAUACAAGAGCCCUUUAAAAAGAUUAAGGGAAUGUGUGUCGUAUGCAGAUGUUUUCCUCGAGGCCAUGGGUAAUGCUGCAACUCAUAAGAAUAAUAAUUCAAGUCGUUAUGGUAAAUUGUUUGAUAUAGAAAUUGAUUUUAAAGGAGAUCCUAUUGGCGUUCAUAUAACACAUUAUAUGUUGGAAAAGACUCGUGUAACAAAUACUGCAAUAGGCGAAAGAAAUUUUCAUAUAUUUUAUCAAUUAUUAUUGGGUGGUGACUUGCAAUUGUUAAAGUCCUUAAAAUUAUAUCGUAAUGUGGAAAAAUAUGAAAUUUUAAAAAAUACAACUGCCAUUGAAGAAGAUCGCACUAAUUUUCAUUAUACAAAGAAAUCUUUAGAGGUUCUUGGUUUAUCAUGUGAUGAAAUAAAUGCCAUUUUUCGUGUUAUAGCUGUUGUCCUUAAAUUAGGUAAUUUUAUUUUUGUACCGGUUACAAAUAUAGAUGGCACUGAAGGUUGUCAAAUAUCCAAUAUUUAUGAAGUACAAGAAACUGCUCAUUUACUUAAUUUGGAAGCUCAAAUUUUAACUAAUUGCCUUACAAGAGCAAGCUGCUCAAAUAGUACACUGGAAGAUGUGGGUUGCGAACUUGACGCUCGUCAAGCGUCUAUUGUCCGCAACACCUUGUGUCGUACACUCUAUGGACGACUCUUCACUUGGCUGGUGAAUAAAAUCAAUGAGAGCCUUAAAUCAACACAACGUGAAAAAAAUUUAGCUUUAUUAGAUUUUUAUGGUUUUGAAUUAAUGGAUAAUAACUCAUUCGAACAGUUCGCUAUCAACUAUAGUGCUGAAAAAAUCCAUCAAAAUUUUGUACACAACGUACUCAGGGUUGAACAGGAGCUGUAUGCCCGCGAGGGUCUCGAGUGGUCGCGUAUAGAUUAUUUUGAUAAUGAAUCAAUAUGUGAACUUAUCGAUAAACCGAACUACGGUAUAUUAAGUUUAAUCAACGAACCACAUUUAACCACCAAUGAAGCUCUAUUGCUGCGCAUACAACAGUGCUGUGCUGGUCAUCCGAAUUUUAUGAUUUCACAACCGAAUUCGAUGUCAUUUCGUAUACGCCACUAUGCGAAUGUCGUCCAGUAUUCGGUACAACGUUUUCUGGAGAAGAACUCCGAUAUGCUGCCAAAAUAUAUAAGUUCAGGUUUAUAUCAAAGUAAACUGCCACUCGUACAAAGUCUUUUUCCCGAAGGGAAUCCUCGAAGACAGGCCACUAAAAAACCCACCACUUUAAGUUCCAAUAUACGCACUCAAUUACAAACUUUACUCGCCAUAGUUAAGCCAAGACGUUCGCAUUAUGUAUUCUGUAUAAAGCCCAACGAAUGCCGCCAGCCGAAAAGUUUCGAUAUGGCUUUAGUGCAACAUCAAGUUCGCUACAUGUCCCUCAUGCCUCUGGUCAAUUUGUGCCGUCAAGGACAUUGUUUUCAUAUGUCUCAUGCCAAAUUCUUUUUGCGGUAUAAACUUCUAAACAAUACAACCUGGCCUCAUUAUCUUGGUGGCACUUGUGUUGAGGGUAUCGCUGUCAUUAUACGUAAUCUUCCACUGCCAUCAGCUGAAUUUACAAUUGGCACAAAAAACGUUUUUGUACGCAGUCCACGUACUGUUUAUGAACUGGAACAGUUUCGUCGUGUACGCAUGAAUGAAUUGGCCGUUUUGAUACAGACCACAUUUCGUAUGUACAAGGAGAGACGUUUGUUUUUACGCAUGCGUGAAAGUCAAAUUGUGAUAUCAAGUGCUUGGAGAACUUGGAGGGCCCGUGAAGAAUAUCGAAAUAUGCGCUAUAAACGACAAAUUAAAUGGGCGGUCGAAGUUAUAUCACGUUAUUAUUUACGCUGGAAAAUACGUCAAUAUUUUCUAACCAUACCGUUAAGAUUACCACCAAACACUUUGAGUCCCCUAUCAAUGGAUUGGCCUACGGCACCAAAAUUCUUAAACGAAACAUCGCGACUGCUACGUGCCAUUUAUCAUCGUUGGAAAUGUUAUAUAUAUCGAAAUUCAUUUGAUCAAACCUCUAGGAAUCGUAUGCGUGAAAAAGUCACCGCCAGUAUAAUAUUUAAAGAUCGUAAAGCUUCCUAUCCUAGAAGUGUGCCUCAUCCAUUUAUUGGAGAUUAUGUACGUUUAAGACACAAUCAACAAUGGAAGAAAAUGUGCGUGGAAACAAAUGAUCAAUAUGUUGUAUUUGCUGAUAUUAUAAAUAAAAUUACCCGAUCGAGUGGAAAGAUUGUGCCUAUUUUAUUAGUCUUAUCAACUUCAUCUUUAUUACUUUUGGAUCAAAGAACCUUACAAAUUAAAUAUCGUGUACCGGCUGCUGAAAUUUAUCGCAUGUCUUUAAGUCCUUAUCUUGAUGAUAUUGCCGUAUUUCAUGUUAAAGCUUCUGAAUUUGGACGUAAAAAGGGAGAUUUUGUAUUUCAAACAGCUCAUGUUAUAGAAAUCGUUACAAAAAUGUUUUUAGUUAUACAAAAUGCCACUGGAAAACCUCCGGAAAUACAUAUAAGUACAGAAUUUGAAGCAAAUUUCGGACAACAAACGGUUAUCUUUAAUUUUAAAUAUGGUGGCAUGUCGAAUUUAGCACAAGGACCUCCAAAAGUUACUAGAAAAGCUAAUCGCAUGGAAAUUAUUGUAUGAUCCGCAACAAAAACUUAUCGCUGGACCUCAAUGACUUUUUUAAAUGCCUAUGAGCUGGAUGCUAUGGCAGAUUGAAUUAAUAUAAGGAAUAUACAUAAAUAAACUCUUACACCAAAACGUAAACCUUCUUCCACUCCUUGAAUACAGCAAAAAACAACAACCAAAACUGACAAUCAUACAGAUGCAGUUGUUCAUAUAAUAAAUAAAUUAUAAAAAUAAAUAUUAAACAAAUUGUUUGAAGAAACAAACUGGAACAUAUUGUUUCAAAAUUUGUUAUAAACGUGUGCCAAAUGAAAUUAUAUGGAAAAUCUUAUAAGGCAAACAAAAAACUACUUUUUAUCCUUAAAUAAAUUUUAUACAUAUUUUAUUAAAUAAGUUUUUAAUAAAUAAUUUUUGCAAUUUAAGUUAAUUUCUUUUAAUUAUAUAAGUCACUAUAAAUUAGUUAUGAAUAUGUAAAAUAAAAGGUUAUGUUUAAAUUUGUAUCCUACCAAAAGGCAUUUAAAUUAUAUUAAGUUUUAUGUUUUCUCUAUUACAACUUUAAGGCAAUAGUUUUUCUUCCAACCGGUUUCACAAAAAAAAAAAACUUUUUUAACAACAAAAUCUUAAGAAUAUUUACUUACUUACUGCAUAAUCAUGCUAAAUAAACAGAUUUUAUUAUUCCUUAAAUUUUUACAAACCACCUUCUAAUAUUUUUCACUUUACUACAAACCUUGUGAAAAAAACGAAGAAAAAUCAACACAUAUUUACAAUAAUUGCAAACGGAACAAUAUUUGAAUACACAAAAACCUUAAAACAAAUUUCAAUAAAUAAAAUUAUUAUACUUACCAUUAUUAACAAAACUAAAACUCUUCAAAAAAAAUAAAAUAAGAUUUUUCUUAAGUAUUAAUAACAAAUUAUUUAAAUUCAAAUCAAUAACUUCAAUUUGUUAUUUCAGCUUCUGAAAAAUCUUAAUUUACAACAAUUGAAUUUAAAUUAAUAGAAAAAACCUUUAAAAUUAAUAAAAUAUCUAUCUAUAUACAACAA